Molecule: messenger RNA, 2495 nt
Organism: Anolis carolinensis (green anole)
Lineage: Eukaryota; Metazoa; Chordata; Lepidosauria; Squamata; Anolidae
Gene: hsdl2
Product: hydroxysteroid dehydrogenase like 2
Exons: 11
Coding region: 175-1494 (439 amino acids)
Cellular component (GO): mitochondrion
Source: RefSeq, a predicted model, not a curated record
GGGCGUGGCCACAAUGGCGGAGUGGGCGUGGCCCUAUUGUUGCGUCCUUUGCCCAGUGGCUGAAGGUUCCGCGCGCGGCCUCCUCCUCCCUUCCUCUCGGGCUCCGGCCCUGCUCUCUCCCGGCGCUCCUGCUCUCCCUUCUUGCCCCUUUAUCUAUCACCUCCGGACCAGGAGAUGCUGCCUAACACGGGAAAAUUGGCAGGAUGCACCCUCUUUAUCACGGGUGCCAGCCGUGGUAUUGGAAAAGCGAUUGCCUUGAAAGCAGCAAAGGAUGGGGCUAAUAUUGUGAUAGCUGCAAAGACAGGAGUGCCACAUCACACACUCCCUGGAACCAUCUACACUGCUGCAGAAGAAAUUGAAGCAGCUGGAGGGAAAGCUUUACCUUGCAUUGUUAACGUGAGGGAAGAAGAUCAGAUUGUUGAUGCAGUGGAUCAGGCUGUCCAGAAGUUCGGAGGGAUAGAUAUUCUUGUGAACAAUGCAAGUGCUAUCUCUCUGACUGGCACGCUGGAAACGCCUACAAAGAAAGUGGACCUUAUGAUGAGUGCCAACACAAGAGGAACUUAUCUCACAUCAAAAAUCUGCCUCCCAUAUUUGAGAAAGAGUAAGAUUGGUCAUAUCCUUAACAUCAGCCCUCCAAUAAAUUUAAACCCACUGUGGUUCAAGAAUCACUGUGCUUAUACCAUUUCUAAAUAUGGGAUGUCAAUGUGUGUGCUGGGAUUAUCAGAAGAAUUUAAAGGUGAAGUGGCAGUUAACGCUUUAUGGCCUCAAACAGCCAUCUAUACUUCUGCAAUGGAUAUGUUGGGAGGCGCUGGCGUAGAAAAACAAUGUAGGAAAACGGAUAUUCUGGCAGAUGCUGCGUAUUGUAUUUUAACAAAGCCCAAAAGUUUCACUGGGAAUUUCGUUAUUGAUGAAAAUUUGUUGAGAGAAGAAGGAAUCAAGGAUUUUGAUGCAUACGCGGUGGCCCCAGGACAUCCACUGCUACCAGAUUUCUUCUUGGAUGUAGACCCUGAUACUCUAGCAAUGAAAAUGGAAGCACAAGGAGCUUCCCCAGCAUUCAAGGAUGGGAAAAAACAAGAUGUAAUGAAGCACGAAGGUCCUAAGUCCGAAAGUAAUGAGAAAGCUAAGCAUCAUGUGCAUUUUGCUGCAGUAAACGCAACCGGGCCUGUAGCUGAAACAUUUAAGAUUAUCAAAGGGGCAAUUAACGAUGACGUUGUCAAAUCGACCCAAGGAGUUUAUCGGUUUGAAUUGUCAGGUGAAGAAGCAGGAACGUGGUAUAUUGAUCUCAAAAACAAAGGUGGUAGUGCGGGAAGUGGAGAACCUCCCGGAAAAGUGGAUGUGAUCAUGAAUAUGUCUAGCAGUGACUUUGUAAAAAUGUUUUCAGGGAAACUGAAGCCAACGAUGGCUUUCAUGUCCGGAAAGCUGACAAUCAAGGGUGACAUGGCCUUAGCAAUCAAGUUGGAGAAAUUGAUGGGCCAGUUUAAUUCCAAAUUGUGAAGUUAAAAUGGGGGGUGGUUUGUGUGCCACAUUCAGCAUUCAAUAAAUAUGCUGUGCUUUGCUUUGCAGUUGAAAAUGACAGUGCUUGCUUUUAAAAAUAUGAUUAUGAUUUAGACAUAUAUGUCAGAAACAUGCCUUUUCUGUGUCUCUAAUUUGACAUGGAUUGAAAUUCCAAUUGACUAAAGUGACAAAUUGUUCUUAUUGCUUCACACCUUGGGAAGUAUUUUUAGGAUCAGUGGGCCUUUCUUUUCUUCUUAUGAGAAUCAAUGCAACAUAAUUUGCACUGAUACAUUAAAUUCAAGGCAGUCAUAUGCCCCUUUUCCGUCCAUUUUUCUUUUUCCUAUGUAUCAGUUUAUGGGCUGGAUUCUCUGAAAAUUAAUGCACUAAGUGAGCACAAAAGAUCCAUUGCACUGAUUUGACUAAUUAUGAAUACCCAGUAUGCUGAGUAUUAGAAAUUUAGAAGUUUAGAAAUUUUAGUUAAAAAUCAACUGCAUGUGUUCGUCUUUUGUCAGAAAUUUGUUCCUUUAUUCCAGUGCUUUUAAAAACCCAGGCCUAGAAUGAUAAACCUUUGUGCCACAUAGAAUGAGAAAAACUGAAAUCCUGUUGACAUCUGUUCAGUGCUCCAAGGUUCGCCGACAAAUGAAUUGCCUCGAAGGCACUUCGGUGAUUUUGGUCCUAUUAUUAAUGCUCUGAAAGCAUAGGUGCCUUUUCAGGUUUGAUAUUUCUCCCCCUCCUUUACCUUCUGCAUGGGUUACAAUUACAGAUUCAUUUAUUUUCUUAAGAAAAUGCAACUCUCUGGAGUCAGGUUCCUGGCCUUGGGCAUGAAGAAACAAAACCACAGGCAUUUGCCUGCGUCUCUGGGUGCUUGUAAGAUUGUCUCGGAUAAUAAAGAAUGUUUUAGAAUGAGAGCUUUUAAAGGUUAAAUUGCUGCUGUGAAAACUCAGUUCCUGCCAAGUUGUUCCAACAAAAGAAAUAGAAAUAAAAUGUGUUUUUCUGUAUAA